AUGGGGAAAACCAAGAAGAAGACGAGUCUCGGGAGAGCCCUAGUGAAGCACCAUAACCAUGCGAUCGAUGAAACCAAGGAAAAAGGGAAAGUUUUGGAAUCCGUCACGGAGGUUAGCGACAUCGAUGCCAUCAUCGAGCAAGCCGACGAAUCUGAUCGCCUUUUCUCCAUUCAUCACGACUCUGCAACACCCAUCAUCAACCUGGAAACAGGUUCGAGCUCAAGUGGUGGUAAAGAAUGGAAAGAGCAACAGAAGAGAGAAGAGGCUUUACAUGCUAAUAGCCUUCAAGUGCCUCGAAGACCUCCUUGGACACCUAAAAUGACUCUGGAACAACUUGAUGCUAAUGAAAAACAAGCUUUUCUCACUUGGCGACGCAAACUUGCCAGGUUAGAGGAAAAUGAAAAUCUUGUGCUGACUCCAUUCGAGAAGAACCUUGACAUAUGGAGACAGCUUUGGCGAGUGCUUGAACGAAGUGAUUUGAUAGUUAUGGUUGUUGAUGCUAGAGAUCCUCUAUUUUACCGUUGUCCUGAUCUUGAGGCAUAUGUACGAGAAAUUGAUGAGCAUAGAAAAACAAUGCUUCUAGUAAACAAGGCGGAUCUUUUACCUUCUUAUGUCAGGGAGAAAUGGGCGGAGUACUUCACCCGCAACAAUAUUCUGUUUGUCUUCUGGUCAGCCAAAGCUGCUACUAGUAUCCUAGAAGGUAAACCCCUGAAAGAAGAGUGGAGAGCACCUGAUACCUCUAAGAAGACAGAUGACUUAGCUGUUAAAGUAUACGGAAGGGAUGAGCUUUUGGCUCGAUUAGAAUUUGAGGCUCAAGAGAUAGUAAAAAAGAGGAAAUCUUCCAUGGAAACUUGUGCUAAAUGGCAUCAAGAACAUGUUGUGGUUGGGUUUGUUGGGUACCCGAACGUGGGAAAGAGUUCGACAAUCAACGCAUUGGUAGGUCAGAAGCGAACAGGUGUCACAUCUACCCCCGGAAAAACAAAGCAUUUCCAGACAUUGAUAAUAUCUGAGAAGCUAAUGCUAUGCGAUUGUCCUGGUUUAGUCUUUCCUUCAUUCUCAAGCUCAAGAUAUGAAAUGGUUGCUUGUGGGGUACUUCCAAUAGACCGAAUGACCGAGCACCGUGAAGCUAUCAAGGUAGUAGCUGAACGGGUUCCUCGGGAUGUCAUUGAGCAAGUGUACAACAUUUCUCUACCUAAGCCGAAAACCUAUGAGCCUCGGUUCCGCCCACCUCUUCCCUCAGAGCUUUUAAGAAGUUACUGUCUGUCUCGCGGGUACGUUGCCGCUGGUGGACUACCUGAUGAGACAAGAGCAGCUAGGCAGAUUCUGAAAGAUUACAUUGAAGGUAAGCUUCCACAUUUUGCAAUGCCUCCAGAUGAAGAAAACAAGACAAGAGGUGAUCAUGCUUUGGAAGCCAACGCAGGUGAAGAAGGUGAAGAAGCUCCUGGUCUUGGUCUCGAUCAAGUUCUAGAUGAUCUGAGCUCCUUUGAUCUUGCGAAUGGGCUUGUCUCUUCCGAGAAGCCACAGAGGAAAAAAUGA
Arabis nemorensis is the source of this 1536-nucleotide messenger RNA. The record is from the annotation of a GenBank genome assembly. NCBI's taxonomy places the organism in Eukaryota, Viridiplantae, Streptophyta, Magnoliopsida, Brassicales, Brassicaceae.